Clarias gariepinus (North African catfish) is the source of this 8634-nucleotide messenger RNA. It is a transcript of the gene kif26ba, whose product is annotated as kinesin family member 26Ba. Gene Ontology annotation, molecular function: ATP binding; microtubule binding; microtubule motor activity. The record is from RefSeq and is a predicted model, not a curated record. The transcript is spliced from 15 exons. Lineage: Eukaryota; Metazoa; Chordata; Actinopteri; Siluriformes; Clariidae. The coding region runs from base 268 to 6501 and encodes 2077 amino acids. Gene Ontology annotation, biological process: microtubule-based movement.
GCCGUCUGCUGUUCGCGCUCGUGGCACCGUUACUGCACGCGCGCGCUGAUCCCGGGAGCUCGGGAUUCUGUUGACGUUUUGGAAUAUUUUGGGGAAACGGGACAGAGCAACAGCGGUGUGUGUGUGUGUGUUGAUAGACAUGCGUAAAGAUGAUGGAGAGUUUUCCCGCAUGGCACUGAGACCGAGGCGCGCGCAGGAAUUCUCUCCUUCACGCGCGUGGAUGUGAUGUUAAUGAUUUAGUGAGAAUAUAUUUGGGAGAAUCUCAGCAUGACCUCUGUGAGCGGGAAUAAAGACAGGAGCGGCAAAAACCGGAAACACACGAUGACGGAUUGUUCUCCUACCAAAUCGGCCUCGUUCUCUCCGGACUCGUGGUACCGUAAAACAUGUGAGGAGUCUCGCUCUGGGUUCCGCCCGGUUCCUGAGGGAGCUCGCUCUGUUCCUGGUUCCUCAGGGGCCCCUUCCCCCGGCUCUGGAACCUCCUCUCCGGGUUCAUUCUCCAGCUCUCCAGGCACCGUGUCUCCAGGAAUCGGGACAAGUUCUCCUGGAUCUCUGGGAGGUUCUCCAGGGUUUGGUACUGGUUCUCCGGCCUCAGGCAGUGGCAGCUCCCCAGGAUCCGAGAGAGGAACAUGGUGUGAUACCUGCACCUGCCGUCUGGUGGAGCUAAAGAGGCAAGCAGCCAAACUGCUCCUCCCUGGACCUUACUCCUCCAAGGACCCGUCUCUCUCUCUCCUUCUCCAUGAUAAGUUGCAGAUUCCCAGCAGCCCAAGGAAAGCCUGGAACGAGCACGAGAGCCGCUGCGAAGUUUGCUUCACACACCUCAGCCAAUUAAAACAGGAAGCUGUACGGCUGGUUCUCACCUGUGACGUGUCUCCUGGGUCUCCGCCCUCUCUUGCCUCAUUGGUGGGUACGAGGAGCCUCAUCCAAGGCUCCACCCCUACCCACCUGUCAGGAUCGUACCAUCCUGUCACUCCAUCAUCCUCUUCUAACAGCGCAGUCCCGGCCUCCAGCGUCUCAUCAACGUGCAGUGCAAACACAGCCCCUAGCACUAGCAUUAGCAACCCUAGCCUUAGCAGUCCUCAUCAUGCCAAACACGGCAGCAAACCCAACACGCUCGGUGUGGAGAGGAAAUCCGGCUCUCCGGCACACACGCACCCUGAGAACACCUGGUCACCUGCACACGUGUCUCGCUCCAAUGGAGUCACGCUCAUCCCUUAUCAGAUGUCAGACAGCAAUAAAGAGUGCACGAGUGAAGCUGCACUAAACCGCUGUAACAUGGAUCGCCUGAUUCCGCCCCUGGCUCCGCCCACCACAGCGCCCUCUACAGGAUCAUCAGCUGCUGCCUCCUUCUUCGCCAGAGCGGCACAGAAACUGAACCUGUCCUCUAAAAAGAAGAAGCAGAAGCCGACGCCCACUGCUCCACUGGCCCCACCCCUUUUCCCAACGAACUUCAGCGGGAUCCUGCAGGUCACUCCGCCCCCAGCCCCACCCUGUCUCCUCAGAGCUGUCAGUAAAGUCAGGGAUAAUCCAGGACUCGGCAAGGUGAAAGUGAUGCUGCGUGUGUGUGCAGUUUCCCACGCCGAGUCCAGCUCCUUCCUGAAAGUGGACUCUCGUAAGAAACAGGUGAGCAUUAUGGACCCGGCCGCUAACUCCGCCUCUCAGCAGAGCUCCAAUCAGAAACGAGGAGUCCCCACCCAAGCCCCGCCCAAAAUGUUCACCUUCGACUCUGCUUUCUCACACGAUGCCUCACAGGCAGAGGUGUGUGCAGGUACUGUAGCCGAGGUGAUCCAGUCAGUGGUGAAUGGAGCAGAUGGAUGUGUGUUCUGUUUCGGUCACGCCAAGCUCGGAAAAACCUACACCAUGAUUGGGAAGGACGACUCCAUGCAGAACCUGGGCAUUAUCCCCUGCGCUAUCUCCUGGCUCUUUAAGAUCAUUACGGAGCGGAAGGAGAAGACAGGCGCUCGGUUCUCCGUCCGCGUCUCCGCAGUGGAGGUCUGGGGGAAAGAAGAGAACCUGAAGGACCUGCUGUCUGACGUGGCCACGGGCAGCUUACAGGACGGCCAGUCUCCUGGAGUUUACCUGUGUGAGGACCCCAUCUGCGGGAUGCAGCUGCAGAAUCAGAGCGAGCUGCGAGCGCCAACAGCAGAGAAGGCUGCGUUCUUUCUGGACGCCGCCAUCGCAUCGAGGUACAGCAGCCGAGCCGAGUGUGACGAGGACGAACAUCGCAACUCGCACAUGCUCUUCACACUGCACAUCUACCAGUACCGCAUGGAGAAGAGCGGGAAAGGAGGAAUGUCCGGAGGCCGCAGUCGCCUGCACCUGAUAGAUUUGGGAAGCUGUGUGAAGGAGUUGGCGAAGCCCCGUGAGAGUGCCACGCCUACUCAGUGUCUGUCUCUCUCGGCCCUGGGGAACGUCAUACUCGCCCUCGUCAACGGCUCCAAACACAUCCCCUUCAAGGACAGUAAGUUAACAAUGCUGCUGCGAGAGUCGCUUGGAAACAUGAACUGUCGCACCACCAUGAUCGCACACAUCUCCUCGUCUCCCAGCCACUUUUCAGAAACACUCUCUACACUACAGAUCGCUUCUCGAGUGCUGAGGAUGAAGAAGAAGAAGACCAAAGUAAACGUGCAAUACACUUCCAGUUCCUCUGGUGGAGAAAGUUCAUGUGAGGAGGGCAGAAUGAGACGUCCGACUCAGCUUCGAAACAUACACUCCAGGAACGUUAGAGACCCUGAAAUACCACUGCUCCACAUUUCCAGCGACCCAGAUGAUUAUUCUAGCAGCGAGCAGUCCUGCGAUACUGUAAUCUAUGUAGGUCCAAACGGUACCGCGCUUUCGGACAAAGAGCUCACAGAUAAUGAAGGUCCUCCAGAUUUUGUACCUAUCAUCCCAUCUAUACACAAGUAUAAAAGCGACCAAGGCAAACUAGCACAACCAUCUCAGUUGGGUGAUUCUCUAAUUCAGCCUUCACAAACUGUCCAGUCAAUUCAAACCAUUCAUGCUCAGACGCUGCCUCCUGUACCUGAAGAAACUGCAGAGUCUAGCAAGCAGGAAAAGGAUUGUCUCAAAUGCAACACAUUUGCAGAACUGCAGGAGCGACUGGGGUGUAUUGACGGCAGCGAGGAGGUGAACACGUUUCCUUUUGAAGAAGUUCCAGCCAGCAAACUCAAGAAAAUUGAGCCUAUUUCAUCUCGGACCAUCACAAGCUCUCCCAAGAGGAUCUCUAAUGAUCAGCAGCUGGAGGAGAUCCGUGAAGUGGUGGAGGAAGCAGAGAUUGCGCAGUCCAUUAUAGAAAAUCUGACAAAGUCUUCAAUAAACAAUUGUGUUCUUUCUACUAGUCGGAGUGUAACUGGAGGUAGUGGUGUUGGUCAGCUCACAUCCCUUCAAAGGGCCAACAGCUCCAGUCUUCAUAAUAGCAGAGAGUCCAUUAGUGGAGGAAGCAGCAGUGAUGGCAAACCUCGUCCCAUGGGUUCCCCCAGGCUAGGAAUUGCUAGUUUGACCAAAACAUCAGAAUACAAACCUCCCUCCUCACCUUCUCAGCGCUGCAAAGUUUACACUCAGAAAGGAGUAAUGCCCAGCACACCUCCGCAAUCCUCACAAAAUCUGUACAGAGAUUCAGUAAAGUCAUCCACUGAGUCCUUGCUUCAGGGUGAAUUUAGAACAUCUCCAGUUGGGAUGGGUCCUCAGGUACUUAAGCACUCUUCUUCAUCAAACAGUUUGGGAUCAGUAGAUACACUGGGUGACGAUGUUCCUCAACUCCCUCUGGACAACAAGAACAGCACAACGAUCACCUUGCAGCAGUUCACAGAGCCACAGGAUGAGGACGAGUUGGUAUUUACUCUUGUUGGGGAGCUAACAGUAAAUGGGAUCAUAGAGGAUGGCAGGCCCACCAGUAUUAUUAGCUUCAACAGCGACUGUUCAGUUCAGGCUCUUGCAUCAGGUUCACGGCCCAUCAGCAUUAUCAGCAGUAUGAGUGAAGAUAUGGAAUGCUACAGCAGUACAGUCUCCACUACCAAUGCCACCAUCUCAGAAACCAACAUUGCUAGCUUCCUGCCUCUUAGCAAGGUUGAAGGAGAGGUCAUCAUGAGCCGAUGUUCUUCAAAAGGUUUAUGGCAGACUGAAAUGAGCACAGGAAUUGGUGGAAAACAGUCUUGCCAUAGCUUUGUUACGCAGCAAUGCUUUGGGCAGGGUGAGGGACUAGCUGAGGUUCAGCUUCUGGAAAUGAGUGAGGAAAGAGCAAAUGAAGAACUCACGGAACACUUCAAGGAGGCUGGGAAGGAUUUCUGUGUAAUUGAAACUUCUAACCAAACAUCUCCAACUGUGGGAAAAACAACAGUGACCAUUUCCAAUAUUCAGACAUUAUGCACUUUAAACAGCUUUUCCCCUAAUAAAACUAAUAUAACUGCCCAGCCUUGUUCUGCUGUAAAGCCGAUCAUGCAUGAACCACCAGCCAAACACGCUUUAGUCAAAGAUUCCAGAUCUCCACCAGUUCCUCUCUCAAGUGAGAUCAUAUUUGAUGAUCCCUGGAUGAAAAUGGAUUCCUCCAAACCCGAGGAACUUGUCUGUGAGGUAAAUCUGGAGAAUGGAACAUCUAAUAAUAUAAAGAGCAAACGUGUGAUUAACAGAAACAGUUCAAGCAGCGGUGAAGCAGUAGGAUCUCCAGAUUCCUUUAAGAGAGUUGUAGAUGGUUGUGAAAUGGUUCUUAAUGCUUCAGAAAGCAUCACUCCAGUGUUUUCAGCUAACAUCCUCAGAACUGGCAGCCUUCCUAGGGCAUGGCAUCGAUUAAACAAACAGGAUGAGUUUGAUGACUCUUCCUAUCACUAUACAAGUGGAGAAUAUAAAACCCUUGGAGUUACCACAUCCACUCCAUGCAGUCCUCGAGCCACACUGGAAAGGCGAGGAUUAUCUGGAAAGCAAGGGUUCUUUACCCGUCCAAAAGGAAUUCCACCCUUACCACCUGUGAGGAAGUCAAGUCUUGACCAGAGAAACAGAGCCAGUCCCCAGCAUAAUCCGACAAGUAACCAGAGUUCAAACCUUCACUUAUCCUUCUUUGGCAGCACACCAGAGGAUUUGGGUAUAAAUGGUAAGCAAACAGGAGCAAAUUUUGAGAGCAGUAGGCUGUUCAGUGCGAAACUCGAACUGUUAGCAAACAGAACCAAUUCUUUGGGACGAUCUCAUGGUGCCCGCUAUGAUUGUCAUUCCCUGGAGAGAGGGGAGAGCCUUAUGCUUGCUGGGUCUAAGGCAGCUGUAGUGAGAGAUAGCACCAUGCCCCGUGUGGGCAGAAGCCUUACACGUAACUUAGUUUCCUCUCCAACAAAUGGAUCAAACUCCAGUGUACCACAGUCACCCAAAUCAAGCCAAUCCAAAAUUUCAGCUGUUACCAAACUUCUCAUGGCCAGUCCUAAAUCUCGAAGCCUUUCUACAACUACCACCAAGACCCUGAGCUUCUCCACCAAAUCGCUUCCACAGUCAGUAAACCGGAGCUCCAGCCUGCCCCCAAAUGGAAAGAACCCAAAUUUAAAUGCCUGGUCGACUCAGUCGCUAAGCCGCAACAGGGGAUCAGGGUUUGUGUCAAAGCUGCCCUUCAGAGCUGUAAACGGACGAAUCUCAGAACUUAUGCAGGGCAGUGCUGGCCAGGCCGAUCACGGACGAGGAACAUGCAAUGUCGAAGAAAAAGCAGUACCAGUCCAGGGUGAGGAACGGCCAGGGGUCAAUACUUUACCGUCCCCUUACAGUAAGAUCACCGCUCCACGCAGGCCACAUCGCUGCAGCAGUGGGCAUGCUAGUGACAACAGCAGUGUUCUGAGUGGAGAGCUACCUCCAGCCAUGGGGAAAACUACCCUUUUCUACCACAGUGGGGGCAGUAGUGGCUACGAGAGCAUGAUACGUGAUAGCGAGGCCACUGGAAGUGCAUCCUCAGCUCAGGACUCUAUGAGUGAUCACAGCAGUUCAGUUAGUGGACGGAGGAGUCUGAAAAAUGCAAAGAAAAGAAACAACACAGGCACCCAGAGGAGGCGUCUCAUUCCCAAUUUGACCCUUGACCCCACUUCCCCAGUGAGGAAGCCAGUCCUGAGCCCUGGAGUGCGCUGGGUCGAUGGUCCUCUCCGCCCCCCUCAGAGGGGCGUUGCCGAACCCUUCGAGAUUAAAGUUUAUGAGAUCGACGAUGUGGAACGUCUGCAGAGAAAGCGGGCUGCCGGCCCUAAGGGCGUGGUGUACUUCAGCGCUAAACUUAAGAUUCUGGAGCAUCGACAGCAGAGGAUCUCAGAAAUACGAACAAAAUAUGACUGGCUGAAGAAAGAACUGGAACAAACCAAACAGCAUCUGAUGCUCGAGCCCGAGAAGUGGACCUCAGAGUUUGAUGUGGAGCCGGUAUUCGAGGUCGACUCUCUAGAGUAUUUGGAGGCGCUGGAGUUCGUCACUCAGCGGCUGGAGAAUCGAGUAAAUUUCUGUAAAGCUCAUCUGAUGAUGGUCACAUGUUUCGACGUCACCUGUCGCCGACGGUAACCGUGCAGGAAAACAGAAAGUUCAGUAGUUUCAGCGUAUGCGUCUGUAAUUAUAAUAUAAGGGGAUCAGAAACAGGUCAUAAAUUAAACAGACAGGAAACCUAAAUGUCAUUUUUAAAAAGUGGAUUUCUUUGAAUGUAAAAAAAAAACAAAAAAAAAAACAGGGACUUUAACAUAUAUUGACACAGACAAUGUUAAUGUUAUAAGUUAUUAAGCAGCUGUGUCACAUGACCUGGGGUGUUUUCCUAACACUACUUAGCUUAUUAGCUAGCAAAGGUAUGAUGUUAUGGUGUCAAACUGAAUAUUCUUUAUUUAUGAUUGAGGUAAAAAAAAGCAACUCACAUAGACCUUUAAAUGGGACUAGAAUAACAGGAUCGUUUCCCAAAUCUCAUAAAAGUGACACAAAUUCCGCAUUAGCAUGUGCAGAUCUUCUGCUUUGUUGAUAUAAAAAAAAGAUAUUUUACCAAAUCUUUAACAGAAACAGGACGUGCAGUUUGGGGAUAAAGUAGUUUGCUUGUAAAUAGUUCGCUUGCUUGUUUUAUUCGAACGAGGCCUGAUUUGAUAUGAAACGAGGCAGAUAUGAAUGAAAUGAGAAAAAAAAGAACAAAGAAGAUUAAAAAGGAACAAAGUGCCUUGAGAAUAAUUUUAGUAUUAUGAUGAUUUGUGUACAGACGGUGCUCGCUUAAAACAAAACAAGAGAAAAAGCAAAACAGAAAAUAGAACAAGAAGAGCUUGGUUAACUCUGUGUUUUAUUUGUCAGGUUAUUUGUACUAAACGUAUUUGCAACUUGUUACGUGUUUUUUAUUUUUGAGUUUGAGAUUUAUAGUCAAAGAGACCACACAGAGUCGAACCAUAUUUCACUGCUUUUUAGCAUUUAAAAAAAAAAAUCUGUAAAAGAAUAAAUGUCUGAAAAAAGAAGAGGGAAAAAGAUUUUUGUUUAACAUGAAGUAAAGCCAUAAGUUUAGGAACCAAUCAGUGAUUAAUACACUGAGACGUACAGCACACUCCAUUCCAGGGUUAGGGGUCGGGGCUAGAGGUUUAGGGGUUUAGAAUUGGAUUAUAGGUUUAGGGGUUUAGGUAUUAGGGUUAUUGUUUUAGGGGUUAGUGAUUAGGGCAAGAGGUUUUUGUCUUAGGGAUUAGGGUUCGAGGAUUAGGGAUUUUGGAUUAGGAUUAGAGGUUUAGGUCUACAGAAUUAGAAUUACUGUAGAUGUUUGGGGUUUAGGCUGAGAGAUGUAAGGAUUAUUUCUUAGGGUCAGAGGUUUAGGGAUUAGGGAUAGGGUUAGAGCAUUUGUGUUAGGGUGCUUACUAUGUUGUGGAAUUGGAUGAAAGUCUCUGAUACACAAUCUCACUCAUCAAGUAUUUAAAUUAAGAAUUAUAAAUAUUUCUCAUCAAAUGGAUUCCCUCUGUCUCCUUUAUUGUUUUUAUUAAAGGUGCUCCAUUUUUUUCCCCUUUAAUUUACCCAAGAUAUAAAUCUUUGUGAAGUCCUGCUGGUGUUUUGCUGCAUGCUGUAGAUCCUCGCUGUGUGUUCUCCCUCUGUGUGGUCUCACCGUCGUGCUGCCAGUUAUUCAACUUUAAUAAAAUGAAAUGUUUAUAUUCGGUGCUCGAGUUUAAAUGUUUGUAUACUAAAACUAAAGAAAGAACAAAAGAAAAAAAGAAAAAAAAAACAUUUCAUCAUGCUUUUUUUUAUGAAGGAUAUUAUUUAUUUUAUAUCUCAGAGCUGUGUGUAGUGUAUAAUUUAUUUUACGCUCCACCAAAUACUAUGCAUUUAAUCUGUACAUCAUUUACAAGUAUGUAUGUAUAUAAUAUUUUGCUCUUUAUUUAGCAUUUUUCAUGCUUAUUCAUAAAAAAAUAUUUUCUCACCAUAAAUUUCUGCUUUUAAGGUUAAAAAGGCAACACAUCGUCUUUAUGUUGUACAAACUGUCUUUUAUGCACUCUUUUUUUUUUCCUGCUUGAGUCGUUGUUUCUGCCACUCCAGAUCACAAUUCUUAAACAUUUCCUGGUCAGAAAAAUGAGCGAUUCAGGAGACAAAGUGUUUAUGGAGAUAAGCGGCACAAUGUCGGUGUGUUUGUGUCUUGUGGAAAAAAAAUAAUCUGAAUGAGAAUCCGAGACGGACGUAAAUAAAAAAUGUUUCAGA